Periophthalmus magnuspinnatus is the source of this 5169-nucleotide messenger RNA. It is a transcript of the gene nwd1, whose product is annotated as NACHT and WD repeat domain containing 1. Gene Ontology annotation, molecular function: protein binding. NCBI's taxonomy places the organism in Eukaryota, Metazoa, Chordata, Actinopteri, Gobiiformes, Gobiidae. The coding region runs from base 1 to 4953 and encodes 1650 amino acids. The record is from RefSeq and is a predicted model, not a curated record. The transcript has 21 exons.
AUGCUCCGCAUCUUCAUCAGCUCCUCGUUCAGUGAUAUGAGCAGUGAGAGGAAGACUCUGCUGGAGAAGGCCUAUCCUGAGGUCCUGACCUACUGCCGCAGCCUCGGCCUCGUCUUUGAGGUUGUGGACCUGCGCUGGGGCCUGAGGACGUCUCCUUCGGUCGAACACGACUCGUGUGAACUGUUCCUCCACGAAAUCCAAACGUCCAAACGAAUCUCUGUUAUUCCUGCUUUUGUCGUUCUCUUGGGAAACCGUUACGGACACCGCGCUCUUCCUCGUCUCAUUUCUGAAAAACACUUUGAAGCGUUUUCAUCCAAACUCUCCAAAAACACAGACGGCCUCAAACUGCUCAGCCAAUGGUAUCUCAAGGACGCCAACGCUGUCCCGCCCACCUACGUCCUGCAGCCAAUCACGGCUCACCUGGCUCACUACAGGGACUACUCCCCCGAAAACGCCCUGAAACGAGAAGGUGACGCAGCCAAAUGGAAAUCCAUCGAGACUCAGCUCCUGACGCUGCUCAGAAACACGGCGACUUCAGCCCAGAGCGCCGGAGAGCUCCACCCAGAGGAGCGGCAGCGCUACUACACCUCAGACUCUUCCUCCCUCGUCUUCAUUCGUGAGAUUCCUCAUCAGAAAGUCCGGGAAGGCCCUAAACGCUUCGCCAAGUUCAUGGACCUGACGGCGGACGGACUGAUGGACGCGGAGGCGCAGACUCUCCUGACGUCCCUCAAAGCGCGUCUCUACUCCGGACCGCAGAAGAUCCUAAACUUACACUGCGUCGAACUGUCCAAGGGCGCCAUCGACCCCAAACGGAAAGAACACGCGCAGUACCUCGAGAGCCUGUGCGAGCAGUUUGUGUCGCAGGUGAAGACUCGGAUCGGCGCCGCUUUGGACGAGAGACCGCGCCGCAAAAUCUGGGGAAGCGUCCGAGAAGAGACGCAGAAGCUGGACUUGACGGCGCUGACCACGGAAGAGGUUAGCCGUCACGUUAGCGCUAGCGUCGAGUUGUGCAAAGACUUCCAGGGAAGGGAGGGGCUGCUGGGGAAGCUCUGUCUGACGAUGUGGGAGUCGACGAACGAACGCCACGCGCCGAUCGUCGUCCACGGAGAGCUGGGGAUGGGGAAAACGCUGCUGCUUUGUAAGUUGGCUCAGGAGAUGCGGAGCGUUUUGGAAAACCGAGCCGCCGUCGUCGUGAGGCUGUUGACGUUACUCCACCCUCAGAAGUACAGCGUCGAGAACAUGCUGCGGAGUCUGUGUUGCCAGAUCUGUUUGGCGUUCGGCUUAGCUCCGCCCACUUCGCUCACCGCCGACGCACAUUUGGUCAGUUUUUUCCUGAACGUGCUGGAACAAGUGUCGCAGCAAGGGAACAACCUGCUCCUGAUCCUGGACGACGUCGACCGCCUCGCCGACAAGAACGGCAAACUAAGAUGGCUGCCGUACGAACUCCCGCCCAACGUGCAUCUGGUGGUUUCCAUGGAGACGAAAUCGGAGGCGUUCGCGAGGAUGCGGUUACGGAUGGAGACGCUGGAGAACUUCUUCGAGGUGGAGCGUCUGGGAGCGGAGGACGGAGAGAUGAUGGCGGAGUCGUAUCUGAGGUCGCAGAAUCGCACUUUGGCUCAGGAGCAGAAGGAUUUUGUGCUGAAAAGUUUCGAGAAGUCAGGGAGUCCACUGCACCUGCGACUCAUGCUGUCGCUAGGGAAACGCUGGAGCUCGUUCACGCCGUUAGCCGAGCUGCGACUGGCCGCCAGCGCACAGGAAAUGACAUCACUGCUGCUGCACACGAUGGAGGAGCGACACGGACGAGAGCUGACGGCCGCCGCCCUCGGAUACAUCGCUCUGGGCAGGGAGGGGCUGUUGGAGUGUGAGUUGCGUGACGUGCUGUCGCUGGAUGAUGAUGUCAUAAAGGAGGUGUACAAACACUUCCUGCCCCCGAGCCCCUCCCUCAUCCGCUUUCCCCCCCUCCUGUGGGCGGGGCUAAAGUAUGACCUCACAGAACACCUGACCGAGCGCUGGACCAAUGGCAUCGCCACAAUCGUCUUCAAAAACAGGCGUUUCUCAGAGUCCGUGUCGUCUCGUUACUUGACCUCUGACCGUAAAGGUCGCGCUCUGAAGAUUCUGGCUGAGUUCUUCCUGGGUCGAUGGAGCGGGAAACUCAAACCUGUGGCUCUUCCUGGUCUGUCCCUGGUUCUGCCCGACAGGAAGGUCCCGCCCCAGCCGCUGUGGUUCGGCGCCGGAUUGGCCAACGUCCGAAAACUGCAGGAGCUGCCGUUUCACCUGCUGCAGGCGGGGCUGUGGGAGGAGCUUAAACAAGAAGUCAUCAGUAACGCAGAGUGGCUGUUCUGUAAGAGUCGGGUCUGUGGAGUCCAGGCCGUGGUCCAGGACUUGGACCAGAGCUGGAGGAUCAUGGACUGUGUGGAGACCAAACUGAUACGAGACGUUUUGAUCCUCAUCAAACCGAGCCUGGACUAUCUGGACGGGAACAUGGAGAUGACGCUGUUCUACUCGGAGCUCUUGUCUCGUCUCCGCUCUCUGGCGCCGCUGUACCCUGCUCUGAUUGGUCAGCUCUGCUCUCAGUGCGAGACGUGGCUGCUCUCCUGCACCGAGCCUAUCCUCAUCCCACAGACCAGCUUCCUACAGCCUCCAGGGGGCGCUCUGACGCACACGCUCACCGGCCUGCAGGGAGGUGUUCUCUGUUUAGACGUGCGUGUGGAGGAGUUCUUUCAGCUGUUCUCUGUCCCUGCAGGUGUUCUCUGUUUAGACGUGUGUGUGGAGGAGUUCUUUCAGCUGUUCUCUGUCCCUGCAGACGUGUGUGUGGAGGAGGAGUUGGUUGUUGCCGGUUCAGACGACGGUGUGAUCGGCGUUUGGAGCAUCCCCGACGCUCAACUGCUGCACACGCUCCUCGGACACACAGGUGCAGUUCUGGUGGUGCGUGUGACUGGCUCCGCCCUCUGCGUCUCAUUGGCUGCUGACGGCUCGAUGAGGAAGUGGGAUUUGCUUCGGGGGAAACAGGAGGCGAGCGCGGACGAGGUGUUGGCGACGGACCGCGGGCCUGUGCGCCUGAGCGUGUGCGAGAGGCGGGGCCUCCUCACGGUGCACACGGAGACACAGGUGAAGUUCUUUGGUCUGGACGGGUUCUCUCUUCUCUCCUCGAUAUCGGACCCGGACUCUCAGAUCCUCGGGGUUCUGGACGACUCUGUGGUCUCUCUGUGUGGACCGGGCUUAGUCCAGAUCAGCCAGGCCCUAGACCGGACCAAAGACCCCGUCAUGGUCCGGCUCCAGGAACAGGAAGCGAACCAGAACCAGACCCAGGACCAGACCCAGGCCCCAAACCCGGACUGUCCCCAGGCCCCGGGCAGGACCCUGACGCUCUGCUCGUCUGUGGCUCUGAGCAGAAGACAGAAGGUCCUUGUGGUGUUUAAUGAAGGAAUCCUCUUCCAGAUUUCUAAAGACGGAGGCCACACGUCCAAGAAGUUUCCUCUGACGCCCUCAGUGUUUAAUGUGUCCCACGACGAGAAGAUCCUCCUGGCAGGCUCAGACCUGGUUCUGGUUCUGUUCCGGUUGGAUGGUGUGGAUCGGUUCUUGGAUCGGUUCUUGGAGCUGGUUCAUGAUGAUGAGGUUCUUUCAGCCUGUGUCUCCUCAGACUCCAGGAUGCUCUUCAGCGGAGCCAAGGACCAGAUCAUCAGGGUCUGGUCCAUCACCACGGGGGCGCUCCUGGACUCUCUCUGUGGACUGGACGCUCCCGUCUCGUCCCUGUCUCUCCUCUCUGACCUCAUCGUCUCCGCCUCCUCCUCGUCCACGGCGGUCAAACUCUGGACGCUCCGAUACGACACGCGCCACAAACCCCCCGCCCACAUCCCCACUGGCUCCGCCCACUCCGCCCUCACACGGGACUGUGACCAGGUCUUCUACGUCCAGAACCAGGGACACCACGAAGUCCUGAGCUGGAGCCCAGACACAGGUGGGGUCAGUGAGCGCAUGGCGGUGUCGGUGGAGGUGUCGUGUUUGGAGGUGGCUCAGUCCAAGCGUCUCCUCCUCUGCGGUCUCCUCAGUGGGACGGUCUUCAUUUACCCCCUGACCCAGCCCGAGGAGACCCUGUGCAUCCCGCCCCCCGAGAGCCUGAGCCGCGUCCGAGCCCUGACCCUCAGCCCCAGCGAGCGCCUCCUGGGCGUGGCCUACGACGACCAGCUCUGCCUCUUCACCCUCACCUCCAGGGACUGUUUCCCCGCCGUCCAAGGCCCAGACUCCAGGCUCCUGCUGGGGCUUCUGCACGGACCACUGACCUGCUGCGGACUGCUCAACGACCAGAGGUUCAUCUAUGGGACGAGCUGUGGGGAGGUGCGGCUCCAUGACUUCAGGUCCGGUUCUGGUUCAGUUCUGGAGGCUCAUCGUAGUCGGGUUUCGUGUGUGACUGUGAGUAACUGGGAGAGCCACGCCCUGAUCGGCUCCGACGACACCACCCAGAGACUGUACUCCCUCCGCCCCACACGGCUCCAGCACAGCAUGGACUACAAGGGUUUCUUCUUCGAGGGCGUCCUCUGCGCUGCUUUCUCCGACAGCGACCAGUUUGUGUUCACCGGCUCCAGAGACAGAACCAUCAAAGUCUGGGGAGUCUCCACAGGGAAGCUGCUCCUGGUGCAGUUCGUGUACUUCCCGGUCGUGCGGAUGGUGACCUACAGAAACGGCUUUGUGGCUCUGUCCAAACAGGGGACCAUCAUCAGAGAGACGUUCAGAUGCCCCGACCACAUCAGCCCCGACUAUAACCCGCUCAGGACGGUGCGGGCGCAGUACAGGGUCACGUCCAACCCCGACGACCCCCGCGACCCGUGUGGCGCCGAGGAACAGGGGCGGAGCCACAGCACACAGGGGGCGGAGCUGCACGAGUUCAACCCCGCCCACCUCAGCCUGAUGGACGUCAUGAAGUCCAAACCAUCACCCACCUGCGUCCUUCUGUAGCACCGGACCUGCUAGAGCUAAAGGCUAGAGCUAAUGGCUAAAGCUAAAAACUGAAGCUAAAGGCUAAAGCUAAAGGCUAGAGCUAAAGGCUAGAGCUAAUGGCUAAAGCUAAAAACUGAAGCUAAAGGCUAAAGCUAAAGGCUAGAGCUAAAGGCUAGAGCUAAUGGCUAAAGCUAAAAACUGAAGCUAAAGGCUAAAGCUAAAGGCUAGAGCUAA